UUUACCUUGUGGGACAGGGCAAUUUUUAAAGAAAUCUAGUUUUAAAAUUACAAAAAAAACAGCCUUUUUUUAUUCGAAUUAAUAUAGUUUAAGAGAAUAGUUUUGGGUUUCUUAUUUUGAAAAAUAAAAUAUACGAUCGUCAUCAAAUUUCAAUGAGGGAUAUAAUGCCGAAAAAUGAUGAUGAUCCUCCAAUGUCGCGUCUUUUUGUACUCUGUAGUAAAACCACUACUGAAGAAUCAAUUCGGAACAAUUUUUCUGAAUAUGGCACAAUUGAAGACAUCUGGAUUGUGAAAAAUAAACAAUCAGGAGAAAAUAAGGGAGUUGCUUAUGUCAAAUUUUCAAAGACAAGCGAAGCCGCUGCUGCCCAAGAUGAGUUAAAUGGAAAAACAAUUGAUAAUGAAGAACGUCCAAUAAAAGUAUUAGUAGCGUCAAAUCGAGAGUCAGGUUCAGGAAGAUCAGAAAAUGAAGAAGAGAGAUACUUGCGUUUGUUUAUUGUAGUAAACAAAUCAAUGACAAAAGAAGAGAUACAAAGUGAGUUUGAAGAAUAUGGUGAUAUAGAAUUCGUUACCGUUGUUAAAGAUAAAGUAACAAGAGAAUCGAAGGGUUUUGCAUACGUAAAAUAUAAAAAUUUUAUUGGAGCUGCAAAAGCUUAUGAAAAUUGUCCCCAAAAGUAUAAGGCAGUUUUUGCUACACCCAGAUCAAAUGAUUCAUAUGAAGAUCGCAGAGCACGACCGCUUAAAAGACCUGGAAGAGGAAUGGAUGAUUAUUAUGACGGAGGUUACUCCCGUGAUUCUUCAAGAGGAGGUCGUAAUAGCGGUGGUGGUGGGAGCGGCGGAAUAAAUUCGGGAUUUGGACAUUUUGGUUUAAAUAACAAUAGUAGUGGGGGUUUAAUAAGUGAUAUUUCAAGCUUUGUUAGAAUGAAACAUGAUAAUUCUUCACCUACCACUUUAGAGGUAAUCUGUAGUAGUGCAGUUACUCAAGAUCAACUUUGGCGUUUGUUUGAUGUUGUUCCAGGACUAGACUACUGUCAUAUUACAAGAGAGUUACUGCAAUUUACUGGAGGUCCAAGAAACCAAAACGCAACUGUAGUUUACACCAAUCAAGAUGCUGCAAUAUAUGCAAAAGAAAAACUACAUGGUUUGGAAUAUCCUCCAGGAGAAAGAUUAAUUGUAAGGCUAUCUUCCAUUGAUCCUUGCGAAGACAUGCAAUUUGUGAACCAUCAAUUGUCCAAAGAUUCAUUUUGCAGUGUUCCUUUGCCAUCAGCUAAACCUACCCUUGGAGCGGAUGCAAAAUGUGUCGCACGUUGUUUCAUUGUACUUUCUUCGAAUGUUCCCAUUAUGAUUUUAAAAAAUGUAUUCUGUACAUUUGGCAACCUAAUUGAUGUUUAUCUGUUGCCUAAUAAAAAUUGUGGGUAUGUCAAAUACGCUUCUGAAGAAAGUGCUGAAAUGGCUAUACAAACUUUAAAUGGGGCAGAAAUUUAUGGUGUUCGCAUUAAAGUGAUGACUGCUGAAGAACCAAGAGAAGGAAAGCGGAUUAAAAGUGACAAAAACUUUUAAACAGAAAAGAUUAUAUGUAUUACUAUUGUAUUAUCUAUGACGGGAACUUUGACUUCAACAACCGAAAAAAAAAACUGAUACCAACUAAAUAAUGAAAGAAAUUAAGUAAAAUUAAAGGACUUUAAUGGUACGGACAGGACCUUAUGAACUUAUAUAAUGAACGUUUUUAGAACAAAAUAACAAAAAAUUCAAUCAAUGAACAGAGAUUUAAAAAUAAAAAAUAACCAGAAAUACCUUACUUAAAAAUAAAUAUUUUUGAGCAGUUUAUUUUAACCGCUGGAUGUUCUAUCAGAAAAGACGGACAAACAAAAAAUAGCAUUUUACAAAUAAAACCGAACUGAUUCUAAUACCCGUAUUCAGACGGUAUAUGAAAUUAAAAAAAAAAAAAAAACAGAAAAAGGAAGAAAAUUAUUAGCAUUUUUUUUUGUCUGACACAUAUUUCACCUUUUUAUUAAAUAAUAUAAAUGGCCCUUAUUGUACCUUUUAUUACAAUAAAAACUCUUCAAAUUUUAAAAUAAACUUUUUUGAUUGA
Condylostylus longicornis is the source of this 2088-nucleotide messenger RNA. Its product is annotated as RNA-binding protein 45-like. The coding region runs from base 153 to 1556 and encodes 467 amino acids. The transcript has 11 exons. Lineage: Eukaryota; Metazoa; Arthropoda; Insecta; Diptera; Dolichopodidae. The record is from RefSeq and is a predicted model, not a curated record. Gene Ontology annotation, molecular function: RNA binding.